UACACAAUUGUUACUCACGUCCGGCACCGGUUAUCCAUUUGACCCUGUCACCAUGGCGGAUACUAUCAACCCGUUGGAUACCCUCCCAGCCUCGCCAUCCCCAGACAUGUACACAGUUUCCCCCGCGGAUACAUCAUUAGACUCUCCGGAGCCGGAAGAUGAUAUCAAAGAUGAAGAUGAUGAGAAGAAGCCAACAAAGAAGAGAAAGUCUUGGGGACAAGAACUCCCAACCCCAAAAACAAACCUCCCUCCUAGAAAACGCGCCAAGACAGAUGAUGAAAAGGAGCAGCGCCGGAUCGAACGGGUUCUUCGAAACCGUGCUGCUGCUCAAACGUCACGCGAGCGCAAGCGCCUUGAAAUGGAGAAACUCGAGACCGAAAAGAUCCGAAUGGAACAACAAAACCAGUUCCUGAUCCAGCGUCUAUCGCAGAUGGAGACGGAGAAUAACCGCCUGAGCCAACAAGUGGCCAAGCUCUCCGCCGAGGUCCGUGGAUCUCGCAGCGUGACUCCCAAAGCCAGUUCUCCCGCCAUCGAAUCUCCCACCCUCACGCCUACCCUCUUCAAACAAGAAGGCGACGAACUCCCUAUGGAACGGAUUCCUUUCCCAACUCCCUCCGUUACCGACUACUCUCCCACCUUUAAGCCUUCCACUCUGGCUGAGGCCUCCGACGUGACACAACAUCCUGCAGCGGUGUUGUGUGAAUGUGACCUGCAGUGUCCGUCGCCGGCCUCGAAGGAUCUGGAAGCGCCCUACCCCUCUUCGACCUCUCCAACGAACCUCAGACUGCAAAUGAUGUUGCAGCUCCUCUUUCUGACGAUGACUUCCGCCGCCUGUUCCACGGUGAUUCACCCGCUGAGUCAAAUCCUUCUUUCCCUGAAGACGGGUUUGCCUUUGACGUUCUCGACGGAGGAGAUCUAUCAGCAUUUCCCUUUGAUUCUAUGGUUGAUUUCGACCCCGAGUCUGUCGUCCUCGACGGCGUCCAAUCGUCCGGUCUUUCGGAUGAGACUUCUCACCAGACUGCUAGCUUGCAGCCCAGCCUUGGCGCGUCCACUUCGAGAUGCGACGGGCAGAGCAUUGCAGCUAGCGGUUAGUGAGACUUUCUCCCCGCAGACCUGGUCGGCUGGCGCCUCGGAGGCUCGACCGAGUUGGGAGUCGUUAUUAACCAUGGCUUGGGCAAUUGAUAGUCUUAGCCUGUCUAAACGACACCAGCGGGGAAACACUAUGAAAUCCGGUCGGCAACGCAGUAAUGGAAAGGUGCAUCGAGGUACACGGAGUUUUCGGAGUUCAAGCGCGAUGACGUUGCCACGCGCCCCCAAAUCCAUCUGCCUUCCACAACACCUGCAAUCUUCAUCCUUUGUAACAUCUCUAACCGACAUCAUGGUUCGCAAAGACCCUAUAUUCGAAGCCCGUACAAAUGUCAAAUUACACUCCAACAGACUCAAGAAAGAAGCCGUCCGGGCAGAGGCAACCUUCAAAUCUGAAAAGGCCAAAGCGGACAAAGCGAUGAAAAACCGCGAGUUCCAAAUCGCCCGCAUUCACGCCGCCUCCGCCGUGCGCGAGAAGCGACGCCAAGUUACACUGAAAUCCGAAGCGGCACGCGCAGACGUCAUCAUCAACGAACUCAAGGCAGCCCAAAGUACCCGCGACACAUCCCGGACGCUCGCGAUGGCGUCACGGGGCCUAGACGCUGCCUCACGGAGCGUCAACCUCGAACACCUCGUCUCUCACGCUAACAACUUCCUCGCCCGGUCGGAGGACUUUAAGAUAGCUAGCAGUGCGAUCGAGGAUGUCGCACAGGGUAUAUCGAUGCAGGAAUAUGGUGCGGAGGGUGAGGCUGAUGUUGAUCGGCUUAUGGAACAACUGGCCGAUGAUGCGGGUGUUGAUAUGCGCCUCAACCUCGAAGCGGAUGCGGCACCUAAGGAAGAGGUCAAGGAGCCUAAGCAGGUGGAUGCCGAGGCUGAGGAUGGUUUGGGUGCAAGGCUACGGGCUUUACGGGCUGCUAAUUGA
This is a messenger RNA of Penicillium robsamsonii, 2008 nucleotides long. RefSeq names its product transcription factor HAC1 (gene hacA). Gene Ontology annotation, biological process: positive regulation of transcription by RNA polymerase II. The transcript has 4 exons. The record is from RefSeq and is a predicted model, not a curated record. NCBI's taxonomy places the organism in Eukaryota, Fungi, Ascomycota, Eurotiomycetes, Eurotiales, Aspergillaceae. Gene Ontology annotation, molecular function: DNA-binding transcription factor activity, RNA polymerase II-specific. The coding region runs from base 53 to 2008 and encodes 651 amino acids.